Messenger RNA from Zea mays, 629 nucleotides. RefSeq lists its product as uncharacterized. Bases 121 to 501 code for a protein of 126 amino acids. NCBI's taxonomy places the organism in Eukaryota, Viridiplantae, Streptophyta, Magnoliopsida, Poales, Poaceae. The transcript is spliced from 4 exons. The record is from RefSeq and is a predicted model, not a curated record.
AUUGUGUUUCUUAAGGUGCUGAGGAACAAGUUUGCUGCUGAGGAUGAGGAAGACAAUGAAGAAUAUUGUGCUUCUGAAGAUGAGGAAUUAGAUGAUGAGGAUGAUCAAAUAUUUCAUCAGAUGCAAGGUGCAAACUCACCAAGAUCUACAAGGCACUUUGCUGAAGCUUCACACUCUAAACAUGAUGAUCUUGUUGGAAAAGAUGCCAUAUUGUAUGCUAUGUUGAGAUCUGAUUUGCCUGUGGCUAAAGGGACAAUUGUUUCAACUAAACCAAGCACCACAGUUGGAGGCCAGAUCCUUGGAAGGCAAUAUUGUGAAGUUAUUGUAACUUGUGUGCUAAAACGAGAUACAGUUUUGCCUCGCCCUUGUGCCAAUGUGGAAACUAUGGCUGAUGCUUACAUGAUGUCAGUUGCAUGGCCGUACAAGAAACUGAAGUUGGUGCAUAAGGCUGCAACACCGUCUAGUGGAGGGUGUUCUGUACAAAGAAAGCUUGUACCUUAAAACAGGAGGAUACAAGAAGCUGGAGUGGUUGUCUGAAGGCUUUUGAACUGCUUGAAGCAUUAGUGUAGCUUUGGUGCUUUUGUGACUGAUCAGCUCUGGAGCAGCUAGAGUGAUGUAGUUGUGGGCUU